Molecule: messenger RNA, 1693 nt
Organism: Geodia barretti
Lineage: Eukaryota; Metazoa; Porifera; Demospongiae; Tetractinellida; Geodiidae
Source: the annotation of a GenBank genome assembly
UACCACGUGGGUCUCCAAAAAUGCAAGCUGCGUCUCCUCCUGCUGGCUUUCUACCGCCCGCUGGUGUGUGCCCGCUUCUCCCGCCAGUUUAUCCGUUCCUUGUACCCCAGCCGCCCCCUCGGGGAAGCUUAUUUCCACACUUCCCACCUCGUUUUCCACCUCUUCCCCCUGUUAUACCCGGAGGUCCGUUUAUUCCGCCGCAGCAGUUCAUACCGAGGGGGCCAGGGGGGCCGAAUUUCUUUGUGCCCCCUCAGUUUUCACCUGACCCGCAUCACUGGGCACCUUACCCAAAACGACCCCCAAAAAAGGUGAGAAAAAAAUAUUUUGAUUUUCAGAUAACUUAUUGUGUAUUUGUAGCACACAAGGCACCACAGGAAACUUCCCAGAGAGAAUUACCAUUCUGGAACUAAUACGGGGCAGCCCCUGUUCGUCUGUAGUCCAUGCCACAAGGAGUACAAGUCGCAGCAAACCUACGACGUUCACCUAGCAACCCACGUCAAGUGUUCUAAGUGUGAUUUUGAAUGCAGCAAAGGAGCCAUGGAUGAUCAUGAACUUAUCCACUACUUGCCACCUGAACUAACCUUUACGAGCAAGGAAGACAUUGCGAAAUGGAGACAAGAAAGAAAAAGAAAUUUUCCGACUGCUGUGAAUGUGUUGCGAAAGAAGGAGCUGCAGGAAAAGAGGGAGCAGCAAGGAGAUGUUGCCGACACACCACUCUAUAGGUAUGUAAGUCGGGUGUGUGGAGGAAAUCAAGAGUUUUCCCGGCAAAGAGGCGGGAAACGCAACCACUGGGUGGUAGGCUCUAAUAAGAGGCACUCCCAUCAUGGGAGGGAGUGGGGGAGUGAAGAGGGAGAGAGGGGACGAGUGUCAUGGAAGAGGGGGAGGGGAGGGAGGAGGGGGAGAGGGGGGAGGAGAGACAGAACCAACCAUUCCAGAAAAGGUUUUGAAAAGUCUGAUGGGCGAGGUUUGAGAUACGUGCCAGCAAAGAAACCAACUCUACUUGAAAAAUUGCUGGUGAGGGAGAUCCGAGUGGAGCAGAAUGCGUUGCUCCAGUGUGUGAGACACAUUGUGAGCCGUAACUACUUCAGACCCAGUGGCAACAAACUGCUAGACAAGGGAGUCGAAGAAGAGAGAAAGGGAGAGGAGAGGGAGGGAGAGGAGAGGGAGGGAGAGGAGGAGAAGGAAUCUGGAGAAAGGAUGUCGAGACUAUCGCAGCAAGCUCUGAACAAACAACUGAACAUUAAUCAUUGUCUCUUUCAUAUACAUUAUGGUUAAAAUGAAUAAAUGAUCACAUGAUAGUCAUGAGGAGUUAAGUUCAGUGAUCCCUAGUGAUCGAGAUCCAUUGUAUAUACAAUGUAGACUCCUACAGGCAGCCAGCAGAGGCUGUGACAGUCACUAGGCUAAUUUUUUCUCAAGAUGAGGUAAUCACAGUAGUCAUGUGAGGAGUUUCGUUCUUUCACUGCUGUGUAGAAGAAGUCCUACUGGUAGCCAGACAGCCGCUUGGUCACGUGGUCUAGACUGAGACGAAGUGUGUCGAUAUUCUGGAGAAGACUCUGUAUCUCACUGCCGUGUUCUUUGGACGACUCCUCGGCCAACCUGUCCCCCAUUUCCUGGAGAGACAUCUGGGAGAGAGUGGAAGACACUAUUUGCUCUCUAAAUCCGGCUACUCUAUAAAUUGACUCGGGCUAUAUAG